CAUGGCGUCAGGUCAAAUAAACAGGCUUGCGUGCCUGUUCAGUCGAGUAUACCCCAGGUCCAAUUUAAGACAUCUCAGAGAUGGGUGCUUGGUUUCUGCUAGUUACAAGUCAACGUUAAGAGGACCAGCUAUUGAUCAAAACUGCAACGUGGAGAUUGGUGUGACGUCAGAUGGAAAAACUGUGGUGUGUUAUCACCCAACAGUGGAUGUGCCAUAUGAGCUGACUCAGCCCAUUCCAAGGCCAGACCCGGUCAGUGGAGAGCCAGAGAGUCAUGAGCAGAUUCUGAAGGCUCAUCUCAGUAAGGACGUGUUGAAAGACAAACAGGCUCCUACCAUUGAAGAGCUCAGUAAGAUGUUCUACACCACAAAACACCGCUGGUACCCUGUUGGGCAGUACCACACAAGGCGCAGAAAGAGAGAUCCUCCGAAAGACAGAUAGCUUUCUCCUGGCCUUUAUAUUUAGUUGACCCUUGUAAUACAGUUGUAAAUUGUGUUGUGUCAUUUUGUGCUUCAAAAUAAAAUAAUUAUUCCAA
Chanos chanos (milkfish) is the source of this 533-nucleotide messenger RNA. RefSeq names its product mitochondrial ribosomal protein L42 (gene mrpl42). Gene Ontology annotation, cellular component: mitochondrial large ribosomal subunit. The record is from RefSeq and is a predicted model, not a curated record. The coding region runs from base 2 to 439 and encodes 145 amino acids. The transcript is spliced from 5 exons. Lineage: Eukaryota; Metazoa; Chordata; Actinopteri; Gonorynchiformes; Chanidae.